Messenger RNA from Myxocyprinus asiaticus (Chinese sucker), 986 nucleotides. RefSeq names its product histone H3-like centromeric protein A. Gene Ontology annotation, cellular component: nucleosome. NCBI's taxonomy places the organism in Eukaryota, Metazoa, Chordata, Actinopteri, Cypriniformes, Catostomidae. The record is from RefSeq and is a predicted model, not a curated record. Gene Ontology annotation, molecular function: DNA binding; protein heterodimerization activity; structural constituent of chromatin. Bases 361 to 798 code for a protein of 145 amino acids. The transcript is spliced from 5 exons.
AAGUUCCUUAUAUAUCGUAGUAAUACAUUACAAACAUCUAUUCAACAAAAUAAAACUUUAUGUGGGAAUAUUUCUUCUAACGAACGGGCAUUGUGACGUCACGUGCUCAUCGGCUCCCUCAUUGGCCAGGCUUCUGAGUGCGCUGCUGUGCAGCAUUGUUUGAAUUCGUGUGUACAGGGGAUUUUAAAAACUACGUGACUCAGCAUCGAUUUAAACUGGUUCAUUUUGUGGUGAACAGUUGACAGAAUACUGUAAUGAGCAUGAGUUGCAGCGGUGCAUCACUGCAGUCACACUCGACUCGAGCAACGGUUGCAUUUGAUGUGUUGCAGUGUAGUGCCAUCGAUCUGAUACUGUCUGGAAAUGCGGCACAAUAAAUCCGCACACAAACGGAAGCCAUCGACCCCCAGGCGCAGAUCUCCUCCUGCACCACCACCACCGCCCUCCACAUCCCGGCGCCGGCGCACAAGCGGACCCUCCGAGGCAUCCCCACGCAAGAAGCACAGGUUUCGCCCUGGCACGCGAGCUCUAAUGGAGAUACGCAAAUAUCAGAAGUCUACGGAUCUGUUGCUGCGCAAGGGCCCAUUUUCACGACUGGUGCGAGAGGUCUGCCAGACAUUCAGUCGAGAGCACCUGAUGUGGCAGGGAUAUGCGCUGAUGGCUUUACAAGAGGCUGCAGAGGCGUUCAUGGUGCGUCUGUUCUCUGAUGCCAAUCUCUGUGCUAUUCAUGCCAAGAGGGUCACACUGUUUCCACGCGAUAUACAGCUCGCCAGGCGAAUCCGAGGUGUCGAAAACAUGUGAAGAUGGAUGAUUUUAUUUCCUUUUUUUUGGAUUUGAAGAAAGUGGAAGGACACCUUCCUGAACUUUAAACUUUUACUUUAGGCCUUGAAAUCAAAUGUUAAAAUAAAUGCAUAGAUGCAACACAAGAAACCAAAUGUUUGUCUGAAAUUGAAGUAUUGGUUACACAUGGACUUAUUUUUAACCUUUUU